UAACAGGACCUCAGCGCCCUUCCAGCUCAUUAACAGGACCUCAGCGCCCUUCCAGCUCAUUAACAGGACUUCAAAGCCCUUCCAGCUCCGUAACAGGACCUCAGCGGAGUCAGCGCCCUUCCAGCUCAUUAACAGGACCUCAGCGCCCUUCCAGCUCAUUAACAGGACCUCAGCGCCCUUCCAGCUCAUUAACAGGACCUCAGCGCCCUUCCAACUCAUUAACAGGACCUCGGCGCCCUUCCAGCUCCUUAACAGGACCUCGGUGCCCUUCCAGCUCAUUAACAGGACCCCAGCGCCCUUCCAGCUCAUUAACAGGACCUCAGCGCCCUUCCAGCUCAUUAACAGGACCUCAGCGCCCUUCCACCUCAUUAA
Molecule: messenger RNA, 372 nt
Organism: Owenia fusiformis
Lineage: Eukaryota; Metazoa; Annelida; Polychaeta; Sabellida; Oweniidae
Source: the annotation of a GenBank genome assembly